AACCGUGAGUUAAAAAUACAAUUUCAAUGAAGUACAUGAGUCAAAAGUAAACUUUGAAAAUCCAAAUAGGAGAAACCCUAUUCAGAGAAACCCAUUUGAAAAUCAAAAUUGGAGAAACCCUCGUAUUCCUCUCUCGAUCUCGACUUGAUUCCUUGGCAUUUGGUUUGCCGGCAACUUUGACGUUGUGCAAUAGCUCUCUCCGACGAUUGAAGGUUUCUCUUCUCCAUCUUAUGCUUAGUAUGGUAGAGAACGACUUUAACUUCUCAGUUCUCACUCUCAAUCUGAUGGUGAAGCUCGAGCUCUCAGUAUUUGGCAAGGUUUAGUGAGAAUUGUGUAGAGGAUGGUUAAAUUAAGGGCAUACGAGCUGGAAGGCUCUUCCGCAACCCGACUUGAUAGACUGGAAAGAAUGGUACAAGAAAUGGCAGGAACCUUAAGACGACAACGUCAGUUGCCGCUACGGCGAGAACCUUUGCCACCACCAGAAUCUUAUGUGGGUUUGUCAUACAUAUUAAGUUAUUGUAGCGAUGGACCCGGGUCCAACUGAUCCUACUGUGUUGACGCUACAACAGUCUCACCGAUCUACUUUAGCAUGGACUGCCUCGUUGAUGGGAUGCAUUUAAUGUUCGAGAGAUUUCCACUCGUGUCCUCCAUUAAUAUCGUUAUUCCUUGGACAUGCAAACCUUUGCACAAGUGUUGUGGCGACCUUACAGUACUGAGUUGAUUGAGGAGCUUCCACCACAUUGAUCGGAUGGUGUAGAUAUAUGGCAAGCAGUAGUUCCAUUGAUCUGUUUUUUCAUUGUCGAGAUGCACCAUCGUGAUAGAGUACAACGACAACUUGGAUUUUGGCAGACCAUACCCUACGAUUGUGACACUGUCACUGCUCUUCAUGACCUUGAUUUAUGUGGAACCAAAACUAAAGAUUGGGUGAAGCAUCACAAAGAGUGGAUUCAAUUAUGGGAUCAACGCUGAACCCGCAUUGCUCUAGGUGAACCAUGGGAUGGUGAUAUGCAUGAUGAUGAUCCUUACAUGGUAUGGUAUCGACGUAUCACUCGUUGACACAUUAGUCGUGCUGCAUGUACAUAUGAUUUCGUGGUACGUAUAUAUAUAUAUAUAUUAUUUUUAUUUGUCAACAUUAUUACUCAUAUUCAAUAUGGUUUUUCAAUUUUAACAUUUUCAUUAUGUUUGUUAGAGUGGUCAUUUGGUACAAAUAUGUAACGUAUCUCUAGAAGGAUCACAUAUGAGCAAGAUCGCUUCGUAGGGGUAUCUCCACCACAACCUAGCGUUCAUGCAUAUGCAGAGGCACAACCAUCUGAUGGGGUAGAUAGUGAGCCACAAGUUGAGAGGGACUUUACCUCUAUACCAAACCUCAAAUCCAUGUUAAAUGAUUGGUGUCAAACCCCUAUCCACAUGGAAGAUUUUGGGAAUGCAAUGACAGAACAACAUGAAAAGGGGGUCACACAUUUUGAGGAGGGUGUUUCUCAUACAGCAGCAGGGGCUCUACAUUCUAAAGACGGACUGACACAAUCACCUCAGAGGGUUCCAGCCUUUACUGAGAUAAUCACACAUAGUGAAGAGAGGGGAUCACAUGCUGAUGAGCAACAUCUUAGGACUACACAUGCAUUGCACGAGGAGGUCCCAGUAUCUGCUAUUACACAAUCUGAAGAGGAAGGUGCUCAGAGCGGAGAUUGGAUUCCAUUGAAUACUGAGAGAGUUACACAUUGUGAGGAAGGGGGUCACAUGUUGAUGAGUGAGUACUACCUAUUGCGCCUGUGGACCCUGUUCCUUAUAGGAGGAAACGAGAUAGACAUUAAGCUACUGAGGAGGGUGUCAUAUAGGUUCCAGAAACCCCAUGUCGCAAGGGAACUCGCAAAAUUAGACAUCCUGGAUGUGGCACCCAUACACCUCCCCUUGCUCGGCACAAACAGUAGUGAUGUUUGUAUUGAGGAAAUUAAAGAGGCUAAUGGGCUUAUUGGGGACACCAUCUAUGCUGGCAACAAAUAUGAAGUGAUCAGUCCUUCCCAUGUUGAAGAUUUUUGCUAUAUAAUAGAUAAUACUUAUAUAAAGGAAAAUGUGGUGAAGAUGAAGCGAGAUGUCCUCAACUUUUUGAACUAUGAGAUGGGCUGACAGGAAACAAGAUCCCAAAAUGGGUAGAUCGAUUAGCAAGAAUAGGUUCAUUGUGCAACUGCGUACUCUGUGAGGUCUUUAAAACUUCUGUUGUCCGGUAUGGCUCAAAUUUCGAAGGCUACGACAACAAAAAGGAAAGACUAAGAAGCUUCUUCAGUUGUUUGUCAUCAAUUUCAAUGCACUAGUGGGAGAGGGAGGUAUCAACACCUUCAUUGUUUCUACAUUCCCAUUACAAAGGCUGCUUACCAUCAUAGGAGUUAAAAAAAUCUAGAAGCGGUUCCUUCAACGAAUCGUGAUAAAGACAGUCUUUGAAUUCCUAUUCCAGUAUUUUAAGUGGAAUUCCAAGUUUUUUUCCCUCCCUCACAACUCGGAGUAAGUCUAGGAGAGUAAUAUCGGUGCAAUGACAUCACAGAAGGCUUGUGUUAUGUUAUCUGCUUUUUGCUUUUCGGGUAAUUGCAGAAUGAUGGUUCUUGUUGUCCUUGUAAGAUUAAAUCGAGUUGUUAAAAACUUUUGAUGUGCACAAUCAUAUUUUCAUAGCAAAAGAAGAAUGAAGAUAGAUUGUUGUAUUUUAUACUUGAAAACAUGAUUGGAUUUGGCUCUCUCUCUCUCUCUAUUCAUUUGCUACUUCAAUUACUUGAGGAAUGUAUUUUUUGUAUUUGAAAACAUGAAUUGCUAAUUUGGCCCUUUAUUCAUUUGUCCUAGCAUGC
This is a messenger RNA of Camellia sinensis, 2831 nucleotides long. The record is from RefSeq and is a predicted model, not a curated record. Lineage: Eukaryota; Viridiplantae; Streptophyta; Magnoliopsida; Ericales; Theaceae.